Messenger RNA from Malania oleifera, 2047 nucleotides. RefSeq names its product protein ABA AND ROS SENSITIVE 1. Gene Ontology annotation, cellular component: nucleus; spliceosomal complex. Gene Ontology annotation, biological process: mitotic DNA damage checkpoint signaling; mitotic DNA replication checkpoint signaling; nuclear DNA replication. The record is from RefSeq and is a predicted model, not a curated record. The transcript has 7 exons. Bases 577 to 1554 code for a protein of 325 amino acids. Lineage: Eukaryota; Viridiplantae; Streptophyta; Magnoliopsida; Santalales; Ximeniaceae. Gene Ontology annotation, molecular function: nucleic acid binding; zinc ion binding.
AAAACAGGUGCCUUGUCUUGCGACAUGGUGUUCUACAGGUUGCUCUCAUCAACGACGCUGGUUUUCAUUGCCACAUGGUGUCUUCUGCGCCCGCGUGCCCUUCUUCAGGUUGCUUCCCCACCCGGUAAAAAUUAAAAACGAAGUUCUUGCUUCUCGCUCGUAAUUUUCUCCAGAAUCGAUUGCCUCCAUCAAAACUCAGCAGAGAAAGAGGGGACCGAGAGAGAAGAAAGAGACGAACAGUUGGAGAGAGACGGCACUGCAGUUGUCUCGCCGGAGGAGCUCGCCGAAGAAGAUUGAUGGUGGCUCUUUGUCGAAGCGAUGGAGUACUUGUCGAAGGGAGGACUCUUCAAUAGUUCGAUUCUUCGUUGACAGAAGCACGAACGAAAGGGCAUUCUGCCCUGUUAUGCGGUUUCUUUCAUUUUUUCCUAAGAAGGCGCGCCUCAGAAACGCCUUUAGAAACACGCGUACGCAUUUCAGGACUUUCGCCUUUUGAGCUACGGCUUAGUGUGUUUUUUGCCCCAGAACGCCUCGAGGCGCGCCCCAGAAACGCUUUUAGAAACACUGCUUAUCACACCAAUGGAUGCUCAAGCAAGAAAGAAAGCCUUGUUUCGUGCUAAACUGAAAGAGCUUGAGCAGAAGCAGGACAAGCGCAUAAAUUCUCCCCUUGUAAGGUACAAUGAAUUUGAUCAACCUGUCUGCAGAGUUUGUGACAUUGUUUUGAAAUCUGAAUCUUUCUGGCAGGCUCACCAAGUUUCUCGUAAGCAUCAUGAGGCAAUUAAAAAUAUCAAAUCUGAUGCUGCUGGAAAAACUCAGGUUAAACAUGUAGAACCUGAAUCUGCCGCAGGGUUGCCUAAAUCUAAACUGAAAUCUGAACACUCUGCGGAGUUUCGUGAUGCUAAAUCUGAACCGUCUGGAGAAUUCCGUAAAGCUCGCUCAUCAUCUGAGCUUCCUGCUGAUUUUUUUGAUAACCGAGACAGGAAGAAGCCAAAAAUAGGAAUGAAUGCAAUCAAGUUUUCAGAUCCUGAUAUAUCCAAAAAAACAGGAUAUCUGGCUCAAAAUCAAGGAACGGAGCUGGUUGACUCAGAGAAGAACAAAGAUGGAUUCUUUAGUGAUGAUAUUGUGCAGACAAAAAACAUUGAUAGUCAGCGCAAAGAAAACAAGCAAGUGAAGGGAAUUCUCCCUGAAGGGUUCUUUGACAACAAGGAUGCUGAUCUACGUGCACGUGGUAUUGAGCCUGUGAAGCCAGAUGUCAAGGAUGAAUACAAGGAGUUUGAGAAGUUAAUCCAGGAGGACUUGCAGGAGGUGGAUGACCGUUUGGAAGAAGAAGAGUUUGAUGCUGCUGAAACGAUAGAAGAGGCUGAGUCUUUGGAGCAGAAGGUCUAUCGGGAGAAAGUUGAAAUCUUAAGGAAAAAGAAAAUGGAGCUAAAGGCUUGUAGGUCUGCCACACUCGGCAGAGGUCCUGAGGUCAAUAAAGAGUCCAAAACUGAAGAGUCAUCAAGCGAUGAUGAUAGCGAUGAGAAUUUCAUAGUUGAUUGGCGAGCUAAACAUUUGUGAAUGAACUUUGUGAAGAUGUUGCAGUGUUGUGAGUUCACAUGCAAAUGCCCAUCCAUCGCCAUUUAUGGAGGUCAGUGCAUUGAGUUUGUGCGCAUGAAUAUUGAUAACCGGGCAGUUUACUUUCAUAUAGCUGGUUUCUGACUUUCUGAUUGGAUGGAGUUGACAGAACAGAUGUGACCUGUGAGAUGGGUACUGGUAUUUGGCCCAUCUACUGUAGAACCAGCCCCAAUUUCCUAUGCUCGAGUCCCUCCACCUCUCAAUAGCCCUUGAGCCAUAGCAGUUCAUUUCCAGUUUUAUGCAUAAUCACAAAUGUAACUGUUAGGAUUGGCUUCUCAAAAAGCUUGUUUAACAGCUAUUGUUUGUCACAUUUUUGUUGAUUUAGAUGAGGUUUCGGUUCAAAUGUUCUCUUUCCUUGGGUUUUACGAGCCUAUUUCCAACAGAAAGCAGGCUAAAAAAUCAUAUCAGAUAUUCUAACAUGCAUAUAUUUUUAUUA